This is a messenger RNA of Actinia tenebrosa (Australian red waratah sea anemone), 1483 nucleotides long. RefSeq lists its product as uncharacterized. Lineage: Eukaryota; Metazoa; Cnidaria; Anthozoa; Actiniaria; Actiniidae. The record is from RefSeq and is a predicted model, not a curated record.
GGCUGCAAAGUACCGAUAAAGGCUUUUCAUCUGCUUUGAAAGUGUUUUGAUACAGCUAGGAUAUACGUACGAAUCGCUAUUAUGGCUGAAAGAAGAGUUGUGUUAGCCAUUGAUGGGAGUAACUACAGCGACGAAGCAUUUAACUUCUACUGUGAGAACUUGCACAAAGAAAACGAUUUGAUUCUUGUCAUUCAUGCUUUUGAACUGAACAUAAUCCCUACAGCAUCCUAUCCUUAUGGCCUUGUUUAUGCUGAACAGUGGAGCGACCUUUCCAGGGAGGCUAAUGAAGAAUCAGAAGAAGUAUUAAGAAAAAUAGGGAGAAAGUGUGAAGAACACAGUAAACAAAAUGACAAGUUUAAAUUUGAGCUGUACAAAGAAGACGGGAAACCUGGAGAGGUCAUUUGCAAGUUUGCCCAAGACAAGAAAGCCGAAAUGAUUGUGAUUGGUUGUCGUGGCCUCGGUGCUAUUGGACGUACUCUACUGGGUAGUGUGAGCGACUACUGCGUGCACAAUGCUCACAUUCCAGUUGCUGUGGUACGUUCGUCGUCUCCUGAGGAACACAAGAAGUAAUUUAUUAUUAGAAAGAUUUUUUUGUGCGGAUUUCUUGCAAAUACAGCUACACUGUAGUUUCCCUGCUAGCAGAGCCUAUUUUCCUUUUGUUUUGGUGGAGUGAGAAAAAUAGACUCUGCCGAUGUAGGACGUUAUACUUGUCGCGUAUGCGUGGCGUAACUUAGAAACGCUGUCAUUUUCACGUUUGGCGCCACGGUGUGUUACAUUUGCUCAUGCGCACUACAUGUACCUGUACAUGUACAUGUACACUACAUGUUUUAAAACUGGUUUCGUUUGUCUCAAAGAAAACGCUCUACAUCGGCAGUCUCCCUCCUCCCCGCCUAAAAGAAGGGAGAGAAAGAGAAGAGAGACUCUGCUAGCAGCAGAGUUAUUAGAGGGGAACUGGUUAGGAGACCCGGCAAACUUCAAAGGGAUAUGUCUUAGUUACGGAUUUUGCUUGGUCAUGUGGUCACGACCGUGCACACAAAAUCUAGACAAGCGAGUAGCGUAGUAGUUUCUUAGAGAAGUCUUGCGAUAUUUAUAGUUAGUUUUUUCGAUUUAAACAAUAAUUUACCCUAUGGAUUAGAUGCUGAUAGUCAACUCUGGCUAGCAGGGAACACUGUAGUAUAUACCAGUUUCAAUUUCCAAUGUUUUUUUUUUUCCUUCUCUAAACUUACCGGCAAUAAUAGAGACGGUAUUCAGUAAAUGAAGCUAUUGUAUCCAACAAGUCUUAGCUGACCGUUUAAAAGAUGCAUAACAUAUAGACUACAUGGUUCUUAUCUUGCUACUGAUAAAUCAAAAGGGUAAAUCACAUCCCCUUUAAUUUUAAGGUAUUAAAAAGCAUUUUAUUAGGUUUGCAUCUUAUUAGGUUUGCAUCUUAUUAGGUUUGCAUCUUAUUAGGUUUGCAUCUUAUUAGGUUUGCAUCUUAUUAGGU